This is a messenger RNA of Melopsittacus undulatus (budgerigar), 1147 nucleotides long. RefSeq names its product EGF like domain multiple 7 (gene EGFL7). The coding region runs from base 69 to 893 and encodes 274 amino acids. Gene Ontology annotation, biological process: anatomical structure development. The transcript has 8 exons. The record is from RefSeq and is a predicted model, not a curated record. Lineage: Eukaryota; Metazoa; Chordata; Aves; Psittaciformes; Psittaculidae. Gene Ontology annotation, cellular component: cell surface; extracellular region. Gene Ontology annotation, molecular function: calcium ion binding; signaling receptor binding.
CCCCUGCUGAAGGACCGGACAUGCGGUAGGAGCCGGCGCUUCCCAUCGGAGCCAGCCAGGGACGGGCCAUGCCCCGCGGCGGCUGCUUCCUCCUCGGGCUCUUCCUCAGCCUCAGUGUGAGCGGUGCGGCCGGGCUGGCCAGGGCAGGCCGCAGGGUCUGUGCCAUAGGGCCACGGAGCCGCGCAGUUGCCUCCACCGAGUCCCAUGUGCAGCCUGUGUACCAGCCCUACCUCACCACCUGCCAGGGCCACCUCUGCAGCACAUACAGGACCAUCUAUAGGGUUGCCUACCGGCAGGUGUACAGGCAGCUCCCCCAGCCCGUGGCCUCGUGCUGUCCCGGCUGGAGCAGGGCUGAUGGACACGCACUGAGCUGCAAUAGAGCUCUGUGCUCAGGGCUGUGCCAGCAUGGUGGGACCUGCGCCCUCCCCGACAGAUGCAUCUGCCCCCCCGGCUGGACCGGACGAGCCUGCCAGACAGAUGUGGAUGAAUGCACUGGGCAGAGCCAUGGCUGCAGCCAACUCUGCCUCAACACAGCCGGGAGCUUCCACUGUGCCUGCCGGGAUGGCUUCAUCCUCGCUGCCGACCGCAAGAGCUGCCAGCCCCUGGUGCCAGCGCCGGAGCCGGGAGCCUUCAGCCAUGCAGGUGCACCCAAUGAAGUGAAGGAAGAAGUGAAAGAGCUGAGGAGCAGAGUGGAAGCGCUGGAGCAGAAGCUGCAGCUGAUGCUGGAACCCUUCCACAACCUGAUGCCUUCCGUGCCCGAGGACGUCGGCUCAGACCCCAUCAGCCGCUUGUCCCACUCCCUGCAGCAGCUGGACAGGAUCGAGUCCCUGAGCGAGCAGAUCUCCUUCCUUGAGGAGCGGCUGGAGACGUGUUCCUGCAAGAAUGAACUGUAGUGAGCACCGAGGAACUGGAGUGAGCCACAUCCACAGCUCUUACCUCACUCUCCAGCCCCAGGCUGGGGACGAAGCCACAUCACUGCAGGAAGGCACAGGGUGGCAGAGGGCUGGGUUCCCAUCGGCAGCUCCAUCCUCUCUCCCAGCUCACCUCAGCAGAGGUCAUGCAGUUACUUCCAACCUGAACUCUGCACCCUCAGCAUCUCACCCCUUCCAGUGCAAGAGUGGAAAAUAAACCCCUUCCCUUGUGCCAC